Molecule: messenger RNA, 358 nt
Organism: Nicotiana tabacum (common tobacco)
Lineage: Eukaryota; Viridiplantae; Streptophyta; Magnoliopsida; Solanales; Solanaceae
Source: RefSeq, a predicted model, not a curated record
UCUGUCAAUAUCUGUCACAGAACAUCCAAUCUUUAGCUACCAUUUUCCUCUAACCGCCACUACCCACAACAAUCUUAAGCUCCAAUUCUCUAGUUGUCACUAUGCUGGACUUCUUCCAUUUGAACGUGCCAGGCCUGCAUUUGUCAGGCCCUAUUUGCUCCGGCGAUGCUCACAAACUGUGCUUAUUAUAUUUGCCCUCUUUAACAUACCGNCAUACCACAUGGGCAUAGAGCUGAUUUUGGUUUUUCUUUUAUUUCUAAAUAAGCAGUUGAAUGAUAAAGAGCGGGUAGCUGCAGCAUUGGAAAACCCUAACCUUGUCGACAUGGUUGAUGAAUGCCUUGCUCCAUCUUAUGCAUGA